CCGUGCAGUCAGAGACCCUUGUGCAUGAAGACAGAUUUGUUCUAUGGCCUCGGAGUUGGGUGCCGGGGACGAUGGCGGCUGCACUGAGCUGGCAAAGCCCCUCUAUCUUCAGUACCUGGAGAGGGCCCUCCGGUUGGACCAUUUCCUGCGACAGACAUCAGCCAUCUUCAACAGGAAUAUUUCUAGUGAUGAAAGUGAAGAUGGACUGGAUGACAGUAAUCCUUUAUUGCCCCAGUCUGGGGAUCCCUUAAUACAAGUUAAGGAAGAACCUCCAAAUUCAUUGCUUGGUGAAACUUCUGGAGCAAGCAGUUCUGGAAUGUUAAACACGUACUCAUUGAAUGGAGUUCUACAGUCAGAAUCAAAAGCUGACAAAGGGAAUUUAUAUAAUUUCUCUAAGUUGAAGAAAAGCAGAAAGUGGCUAAAGAACAUUCUGCUAAGUGAUGAAUCCAGUGAGGCAGAUUCUCAGAGUGAAGACAAUGAUGAAGAAGAGGAAGAAGAGGAAGAAGAAGAGGAGGAGGAAGAACUGAAUCUCAGCAGAGAAGAACUUCAUAACAUGCUGCGGCUGCACAAAUAUAAGAAACUUCACCAGAAUAAAUAUAGUAAAGACAAGGAGUUGCAGCAAUACCAGUACUACAGCGCAGGCCUGCUCUCCACAUAUGACCCUUUCUAUGAGCAACAACGUCACCUACUUGGACCCAAAAAAAAGAAAUUUAAGGAGGAAAAGAAACUUAAAGCCAAGUUAAAAAAAGUAAAGAAAAAAAGGCGAAGGGAUGAAGAACUUUCCUCUGAAGAAUCCCCUCGUCGCCACCACCACCAGACCAAAGUCUUUGCCAAGUUCUCUCAUGAUGCACCUCCUCCUGGCAUCAAGAAGAAGCACUUAUCCAUUGAACAGCUUAAUGCUCGUCGCAGGAAAGUAUGGCUCAGCAUUGUGAAAAAGGAACUACCAAAGGCCAACAAGCAGAAAGCUUCAGCUCGUAACCUGUUUCUCACCAAUAGCCGAAAGCUUGCCCACCAGUGCAUGAAGGAGGUACGUCGAGCCGCCUUGCAGGCCCAGAAGAACUGUAAGGAGACCUUGCCUCGUGCCCGCCGCCUUACCAAGGAGAUGCUUCUGUACUGGAAGAAGUACGAGAAGGUGGAGAAGGAACACCGCAAGCGGGCUGAAAAGGAAGCCUUGGAGCAACGGAAGUUGGAUGAGGAAAUGCGGGAGGCCAAGAGGCAACAGCGAAAACUGAACUUCCUAAUCACCCAGACAGAGUUAUAUGCCCAUUUUAUGAGUCGCAAACGAGACAUGGGUCAUGAUGGGAUCCAGGAAGAAAUCCUAAGGAAACUGGAAGACAGUUCUACCCAGAGACAAAUUGACAUUGGUGGAGGGGUGGUAGUUAACAUCACACAGGAGGAUUAUGAUAGUAACCAUUUCAAAGCCCAGGCCCUGAAGAAUGCUGAAAAUGCUUACCAUAUUCAUCAAGCUCGGACAAGGUCUUUUGAUGAAGAUGCAAAAGAAAGUCGAGCAGCUGCCCUACGGGCAGCAAACAAGUCUGGCAGUGGGUUUGGGGAGAGUUACAGCCUGGCAAAUCCAUCUAUCCGGGCUGGUGAGGAUAUUCCACAGCCCACAAUUUUUAAUGGCAAAUUAAAAGGUUAUCAACUGAAAGGCAUGAAUUGGUUAGCAAAUCUCUAUGAACAGGGUAUUAAUGGCAUUCUUGCAGAUGAAAUGGGCCUUGGUAAAACAGUACAGAGCAUUGCCCUCCUUGCCCAUCUGGCUGAGAGAGAGAACAUUUGGGGACCUUUCUUAAUAAUUUCACCUGCUUCUACGCUUAACAAUUGGCAUCAGGAGUUUACUAGAUUUGUUCCUAAAUUCAAGGUGCUACCAUAUUGGGGAAAUCCUCAUGAUAGAAAAGUCAUAAGGAGAUUCUGGAGUCAGAAGACCCUUUACACUCAGGAUGCUCCCUUCCACGUGGUUAUCACCAGCUACCAGCUGGUGGUGCAGGAUGUAAAGUAUUUCCAGCGGGUCAAGUGGCAGUACAUGGUACUGGACGAGGCUCAGGCACUCAAGAGUAGUUCCAGUGUUCGUUGGAAGAUCCUCUUGCAGUUCCAGUGUCGGAAUCGGCUUCUGCUAACUGGGACCCCCAUUCAGAACACCAUGGCAGAGCUCUGGGCUCUGCUGCAUUUCAUUAUGCCAACAUUAUUUGAUUCACAUGAGGAAUUUAAUGAGUGGUUUUCCAAGGACAUUGAGAGCCAUGCCGAAAACAAAUCUGCCAUUGAUGAGAAUCAACUCUCUCGCUUACACAUGAUCUUGAAGCCAUUUAUGCUGAGGAGAAUCAAGAAAGAUGUAGAAAAUGAAUUGUCUGACAAGAUUGAGAUCCUAAUGUAUUGCCAACUGACCAGUCGACAAAAGCUACUCUAUCAGGCACUAAAGAACAAAAUUUCUAUUGAGGAUUUAUUGCAAUCUUCUAUGGGCUCUACCCAGCAAGCACAGACCACCACCAGCAGCCUCAUGAAUCUGGUCAUGCAGUUUAGAAAGGUGUGUAAUCACCCAGAGUUAUUUGAACGACAAGAAACUUGGUCUCCAUUUCAUAUUUCCCUAAAGCCAUACCAGAUUUCAAAAUUUAUCUACCAUCACGGACAGAUCAGGGUCUUCAACCAUUCACGAGACAGGUGGUUAAGGGUUCUUCUUUCUCCAUUUGCACCAGACUAUAUCCAACAGUCUCUCUUUCACAGAAAAGGUGUUAAUGAAGAAAGCUGUUUUUCUUUCCUUCGCUUUAUUGAUGUAUCGCCAGCAGAAAUGGCAAACCUCAUGCUUCAGGGACUUUUGGCCAGAUGGUUAGCUCUUUUCCUGUCUCUGAAAGCCUCCUACAGGCUCCAUCAGCUGCGCUCCUGGGGAGAGCCAGAAGGGGAGAGCCAGCAGAGAUAUCUGAGCAACAAGGAUUUCCUUCUGGGAGUUAAUUUUCCACUCUCCUUUCCCAACCUUUGCAGCUGCCCUUUGUUAAAGUCUCUGGUUUUCAGCAGCCACUGUAAAGCAGUGAGUGGCUACUCAGACCAGGUCAUCCAUCAGCGGAGAUCAGCUACCUCCUCGCUUCGUUGCUGCCUGCUCACUGAGCUACCAUCUUUUUUGUGUGUGGCCAGUCCACGAGUCACCGCAGUGCCAUUGGAUUCUUACUGCAAUGACCGAAGUGCAGAGUAUGAGCGGCGAGUGCUGAAGGAAGGAGGGAGUCUGGCAGCCAAGCAGUGUUUGUUGAAUGGGGCCCCUGAACUGGCAGCAGACUGGCUAAAUCAACGGUCCCAGUUCUUCCCAGAGCCAGCUGGAGGACUGUGGAGCAUCAGGCCUCAGAAUGGCUGGUCUUUCAUCAGGAUUCCAGGCAAGGAGAGCCUCAUCACUGACAGUGGAAAGCUGUAUGCCCUUGAUGUCCUGCUGACUCGGCUCAAGUCUCAAGGACAUAGGGUCCUUAUCUACUCCCAGAUGACCAGGAUGAUAGACCUACUGGAGGAAUAUAUGGUUUACAGGAAGCAUACCUAUAUGAGGCUUGAUGGCUCAUCCAAGAUCUCGGAAAGGCGGGACAUGGUUGCUGAUUUUCAGAACAGGAAUGACAUCUUUGUGUUCCUGCUAAGCACCCGAGCUGGAGGACUGGGUAUCAAUCUCACUGCUGCAGAUACAGUGAUUUUUUAUGAUAGCGACUGGAACCCCACUGUAGACCAGCAGGCCAUGGACAGAGCCCACCGCUUGGGGCAGACAAAGCAGGUUACCGUGUACCGGCUCAUCUGUAAAGGCACCAUUGAAGAACGCAUUCUACAGAGAGCUAAGGAGAAGAGUGAGAUUCAGCGGAUGGUGAUUUCUGGUGGGAACUUCAAACCAGAUACCUUGAAACCAAAAGAGGUGGUUAGUCUUCUUCUAGACGAUGAAGAAUUGGAAAAGAAACUACGAUUGCGGCAAGAAGAGAAACGGCAGCAGGAAGAAACCAACCGAGUCAAAGAGCGCAAGCGCAAGCGGGAAAAGUAUGCAGAGAAGAAAAAAAAAGAAGAUGAAUUGGAUGGGAAAAGGAGAAAGGAGGGUAUGAACUUGGUGAUCCCAUUUGUUCCCUCAGCUGAUAACUCCAACCUCUCUGCUGAUGGGGACGAUUCCUUCAUUAGCGUGGACUCAGCUAUGCCCAGCCCUUUCAGUGAGAUCUCCAUCAGCAGUGAGCUGCACACUGGCUCCAUUCCGCCUGACGAGAGCAGUAGUGACAUGCUGGUCAUUGUGGAUGACCCAGCCUCUUCAGCCCCGCAGUCUCGAGCCACCAACUCUCCCGCUUCCAUCACAGGCUCUGUCUCGGACACCGUGAACGGAAUUUCCAUCCAGGAAAUGCCAACCGCAGGACGUGGUCACUCAGCCCGAAGCCGAGGCCGCCCCAAAGGUUCGGGAAGCACAGCCAAAGGAGCAGCGAAAGGCCGGAGCAGGAAAUCCACCGCGGGCAGUGCGGCGGCCAUGGCGGGGGCCAAAGCCGGGGCUGCGGCAGCGUCCGCGGCCGCCUUCGCUGCAUACGGGUACAACGUGUCUAAAGGAAUCUCUGCCAGCAGUCCUCUGCAGACAUCUAUGGUUCGGCCUGCUGGCCUUGCUGACUUUGGACCUUCAAGCGCCUCUUCUCCCUUGAGUUCCCCUUUGAGCAAAGGAAAUAAUGUUCCUGGGACACCCAAGAGCCUCCACUUGACCAGCAGCCUAGCCCCAGACUCCCUGGUCCGGAAGCAGGGCAAAGGCACCAACCCGUCUGGAGGACGGUAACCACCUAGGCCUCCAGCUUCCUUCAGCCAAACCACGUGCUAGAGGUCUAGCCUGCAAAUGGUCUUUGGAUGGCUUGCCCGGUGCAGCAUCUUACAUCCCAGGUCAGAGGGCAGAGGUGACCAGUUGCAGCAGGUGAAGGACGGCAGGUGGUUAGUUGAGCACUUUUAUCACCUGUGGCUCAAGAAGUGUGCUCUGGGGUUGCCUAUAGGAAAAAGGCCAAGGACGGGGAUCAGCCCCACAGCAUCUCAGAUGAACGUCUUAAACCUCAUACGGGGAAGGGCCUGACGGAGCCCCUGCAGGUGCUCAGGCACACUGUCUCCGUUCCCAUUCCGCUCUUCAGCUCUGGUCCUGUCCCUUGCAAAGGCUUCACAAGUGUGGUGAAGAGCCUUCUGUGGUGGAAACUUCUUUUAGAGCUGGGAUUUCCUAUCGGACUAGGAAGGGAGGAAAUCAUGUAUCUGGCAUGCCCAGUCUUUGGGUAACUGCCCAGGUCUCUACACCCCAUUUGUCAGAGUGUCUCCGUUGGAGAGCAGUGAGUGCAAAAGGCAGUAGUGGCUUGUGAGGGUGACAGAAGCUAGAGGAAGCAGGCCUGGAGGCAGUUGUUUUCCUAGCAUUUCCUCCCCAUCCUGCAUGGUUCACACCAGGGAACCUUCAGGUCCCACCAGCAACAGUAGCAGCAGCUCCCACCUUGGGACUCCCAGAAGCCAGUAAAGAGACCAGGAGCCACCUCAGUCAGCAAGACAGCCUCACGCCCUCUUACAGGCUCCCCUUGCCCUUCCUGAAUGCACAGUCUCCCCGCCCUUGCCCUUCAGCCCCCUGCUUGGCUGUAUGCACUGUCUGUAUUGCACUGAGAAAGGAAGGGACAGCAGGAGUGAGGAGGAGAGGAUGGAGAGGGGGCGAGCUCAGCACCCACCCUCCCAGCCCCGCCCCACAGCCUGAGCUUGCUUCCCUCCAAGAGAGGCUAAGGAAGGUGUCUGCAUGGGAGGUGUUUCUGCCUGCCCGGCCUGAUGUUCCUGGUGGAGCAGGUGCUUCCAGGCGAGCCAGCCUCUAAUUUGCACACAUGAAAAUCGCGGAAUUGAAUUUAGAUAGAUUAAUUUUUAAAACUUUUUUUGGAGUAGGGGUGGUAGGGGAAUCAUUUAAUUUAAAUCAUUAAGAUUUCCCUGCCUAAACCCAGACUCCUAUGUACAGAUGCUAUUUAGAGGGAAUCAGAAAAAUGCCAAGCCUUUUUUCUCUUUGAAUGUGCUGUCUAUUUUUAUAACUGAACUUGUACAUAUGUAUAAAGAGAGACACAUCUUUCUUUUACUAACUGGAGAAAAAAAUCUUAAAUAAAAUGGAGUGAGAUAAUUUUAUGUAAA
Myotis brandtii (Brandt's bat) is the source of this 6102-nucleotide messenger RNA. It is a transcript of the gene INO80, whose product is annotated as INO80 complex subunit. NCBI's taxonomy places the organism in Eukaryota, Metazoa, Chordata, Mammalia, Chiroptera, Vespertilionidae. Bases 44 to 4750 code for a protein of 1568 amino acids. The transcript is spliced from 36 exons. Gene Ontology annotation, biological process: DNA-templated transcription; chromatin remodeling; DNA repair. Gene Ontology annotation, molecular function: ATP binding; ATP-dependent chromatin remodeler activity; ATP hydrolysis activity. The record is from RefSeq and is a predicted model, not a curated record. Gene Ontology annotation, cellular component: Ino80 complex; nucleus.